This is a messenger RNA of Penicillium brevicompactum, 1692 nucleotides long. Its product is annotated as cation:proton antiporter. NCBI's taxonomy places the organism in Eukaryota, Fungi, Ascomycota, Eurotiomycetes, Eurotiales, Aspergillaceae. Gene Ontology annotation, molecular function: antiporter activity. Bases 1 to 1692 code for a protein of 563 amino acids. Gene Ontology annotation, biological process: proton transmembrane transport. Gene Ontology annotation, cellular component: membrane. The transcript has 3 exons. The record is from RefSeq and is a predicted model, not a curated record.
AUGGCCUCCGAGGCGGCCUUUGCCUACCAUGAACCCUCUAUCAAAACAGUCCUCAACUACACUGGAUUUCUCCUGGUCCUCAAUAUAGCCAACACCUGUCUAGAUAAGCUCUUAUACUGUGGACUCAUUGGCCAACUUUUCAUCGGUGUCCUGUGGGGUACACCAGGUGCAAAAUGGCUCGACCGAGAGACAGAAACUGUUAUCCAGCAGAUUGGCUACUUGGGCUUGAUUUUGCUGAUCUAUGAAGGUGGUCUGUCAACUUCAUUCAAGGCCCUGAAGGCAAAUGUCCUUCUCUCAGCGGCCGUGGCCUUGACCGGCAUUUGUGCCCCAAUGGGCCUAUCAUUCAUUCUUAUGGAACUUGCAUUGGCCACGCCCCUUCAAGCGUUCUCAGCUGGCGCAGCAUUGAGCGCAACGAGUCUAGGAACAACCUUCACCAUCCUCUCUACCACGCAGCUGACCACCACACGGCUCGGCACUGUCACUACAAGUGCCGCGAUGCUAGACGAUGUAGUGGGUCUCGUUAUGGUCCAAAUAAUAUCCAACCUUGGCGGAAACUCCUCAUUCAGUGUGGUAACCGUCAUACGUCCGGUCUUUGUGUCACUGGGAUUCGCCAUUGGCCUACUGCUGCUAUGCGCAUUUUGCUUGGAACCGGUGCUGAAAAUCGCGAUUCAACAUAGAGCGUGUCUUCCAGACUUUGCAGGCUCGGCGGAAUUCGCAUUUCUGGCGCAGACGUGUGUACUAGUUGGCAUAGUGGCUGGCGCAACCUAUGCCGGUACCUCGAGCCUUUUUGCCGCGUAUCUUGCCGGUGUCAUUGUUUCUUGGUUCGAUGGGUUGGUCGCUGAAUCGAAGCAACACACUACUUCAGAGUCAUCGGCUGCCCAGGGGCAUUCUAUUUCACCCCAAGAGAACGUUUCCCCUCGCACAAGCUCUCAUGAUGCGAAUGAGCUUGACAGGUCUGACUCCCGGCCUACUCAACAGACCGAAAGCCCCCAGCAUAUUACCGGUGAAAUCAUCUACGAGAGAUACUACAAAGAGCCUACUAACCGCAUCCUUCUUCCCCUGUUUUUUGCAUCCAUUGGAUUUGCAAUUCCAAUCACUAAAAUGUUCUCCGGCCAAGUCGUCUGGCGUGGCAUGAUCUAUGCCGUCCUAAUGGCAAUCGGAAAAAUGAUUGCUGGACUCUGGCUCGUUCGAUUCUCAUCCAAUCCCAUAGCCGGUCUUGUAUCCAUCAUCAGAAAGCCGUUUGCUUACGCCCAUUCUUGCGCCAAACGGCAAUCCCACAAAGCCCCAAAGAAAAAGAAUAAUUCCGAGAACACUCAAGUAUCUAACGCAACAGCCGAUCAUAGCGUGAGCCAUAGCAGUUCCCACAACGAUGAGUCGCCUACGCCUGCGCCGCCUUCGCAACUCUCUAUGCCUCCCAAGCCCAAGUCUCUGUACCCGCCCUCCAUUUUGGGCUUGGCAAUGGUUGCCCGGGGCGAAGUGGGAUAUCUAAUUGCGUCCAUCGCCGAGAGUCAGGGGAUAUUUUCCAGUGGGUCAUCGGAGGGACCUUCUGAGAUCUACCUAGUGGUCAUCUGGGCAAUCACACUUUGCACCUUGGUGGGACCCAUUCUGGUCGGAACACUGGUCAAACGCGUGAAAACGUUACAGAUGUCUAGGGAGCGAGGAUCUGAUCCUCUUGGGGUGUGGGGUAUCUAG